Molecule: messenger RNA, 1659 nt
Organism: Tremella mesenterica DSM 1558
Lineage: Eukaryota; Fungi; Basidiomycota; Tremellomycetes; Tremellales; Tremellaceae
Exons: 6
Coding region: 1-1659 (552 amino acids)
Molecular function (GO): metalloaminopeptidase activity; manganese ion binding
Source: RefSeq, a predicted model, not a curated record
AUGACCAAGUAUCCAGCUCGACUACAUGCCAGAAAGGUCAUCUCAGAGCUACGUGAGAUCAUUCCGGAGAAUGACAGGACAAAGCGUCAGGCCAUCUUCCUUCAAGGUGCUCCCGUCACAUGUCGUUUUGACACUGACAGGGAACUCCCAUUCCAUCAGGAAGCAAACUUCUUCUACCUGACAGGAUGUGAUGUUCCUUCUUCUUCCGUUCUGAUCACCUUCACCUUCGAUACGUCCGAGCUCAAGCAUGAUCUCUUCAUCCCUCCCGCGGUACCUGAAGAAACCGUGUGGUCUGUCCCUCCGCCUUCACUGGAGGAAGCAAGGGUGACUUAUGACUCGGACGAUAUACAACACACAACAAAACUGUCAUCUGCCAUCCAUCAGGCUCUUAACAGCGACAUAGUACUACAUGUAUUGCCUGUCACACUGGAUUACCCACCCCUUCCCGCUACGAUAGCGAAUUUACUUCGCCCUACAGAGCGGUCGAAUGGAUUCUUAGGACUCUCGCAUACGUCCGAAUACCUCUUGACCGCCCUUCAACGUUCCCGGAUCACCAAGACGUCGUACGAGAUCGACCUUUUGCGUGAAGCCAAUAGGAUUUCUAGUCAAGCACAUGAGGUUCUCAUGCGAGAGCUCGGGAAGCACGCAAACCGCAGGAAAGAAAGUCAGAAAGGGAACAGGAAGGUGCGAACGGGAAAAGAGAUGUUGAGCGAAUGGGAAGUGAAAGGAGAGCAAGAUGCGGCCGCUUUGUUUGAAGCCAUCUGCAAGAGGAUGGGGGCAGGGAUGUCUUAUCUCCCAAUAUGCGCCUCUGGGACACGAGCAAGUACACUACACUAUGUAUGUAAUGACAAGCUUUUCCCUUCGACGUCAAUGCCUCGAAAAUCUGGCGAUACAUCUUGGAUGCCUCGACCUCUUGCACGAGGUUGCUGUGGUUCUGUCCCGGACCAUGACCACACCGUGGCAUCUGGACAUCACGAAGAUUCCUUCAUGCCACAAGUCCUCCUCAUCGACGCAGCCUGCGAAUGGGAGAAUUAUGCUGCGGAUAUUACGCGCACUCUGCCCAUCGGUAACGGGGGUCGGUUCACCCCUCGUCAUGGGGAGAUAUACGAUGUGGUGCUUCGAAUGCAGAAGGAAUGUGAGUCCAUGGUCCGUCCUGGUGCCCACUGGGAUACACUCCACCUUCAUGGCCACAAAGUUCUCAUCGAUUCCUUCCUUGCGCUCGGCAUCUUCACUGGCGAGCCAUCUGUUAUCCUUCAGUCCGGGAUCACGGCGGCCUUUUUCCCUCAUGGUCUCGGACAUGCUAUAGGUCUCGACGUGCAUGAUUCAAGACAAGAGCUCAAGGCUGUUCACCUCAAUUUACCACCAGAAAGUCUUUCCACACCAGCCAAGCUUUACUCCUACUUGCGUAUCCGGCGUCCACUGAAAGUAGGCAUGUGCGUGACAGUCGAACCUGGCUGUUACUUCCCUCCACAACUUAUGGAACUGCAUGGUGUAUGGGAGUCAGAGUACGUCGAUAAAGACAAACUCAGGGAAUAUGUGUCCGUGGGCGGAGUGAGGAUCGAGGAUACGGUGGUUGUCACUGAGGAUGGAUGGGAGAAUCUGACUAUGGUGGUGAGAGAAAGAGCGGAUGUAGAGGCAUUCACGAGUGGAGAGAGAUGA